Messenger RNA from Adineta ricciae, 2211 nucleotides. Lineage: Eukaryota; Metazoa; Rotifera; Eurotatoria; Adinetida; Adinetidae. The record is from the annotation of a GenBank genome assembly.
AUGAGCUCAGCAAAUUCUUUUCUUCCAUCAACAGCCUAUCAUGCAUCAAACACGCGUUAUUCGACUUCACAGACAGCAACAACAACAGUCUCGUCUUCAUCAUUCAAUAUUCUUUCAAAUAAUGUACAGCAACAACUGAAUGAUUUAAAUUCGACACGCUCGUCCACAUCUUCGUGUUCGACAUCUCAUUGUCUAAGUAAUCAGUGUUUGGAAUGCACAACUAUUCUCUCAACACGACCAUCACAGUCAAGAUGUAUUCUCAAUUCUUACAUUGAUUCCUCAUCGAAUUCAGCUCAUUUUGUACAAAAUUGUUCGUAUGUCGCCAGUUCAACAUUAGAUAGUCAUCCACAGAUUUCGACGCUUGACGAUCAACAGACGACAAGAAUUCUGUCGAUGAAUAUUCCGGUUGAUAAUAGUAAUAAUCAUAUCAAUGAAGUUCCUACGAGUUCUUCGACAUUAAACAUUGAAAUCGAAGAAGAUGAUGACGAUGAUGAACAACAAACGCCAAUGUGCAAUGAACAUUCCGAUGAGAACGAACAAUUGGAAGUUUUCGUUGGAUUUUAUCGACCGGGAGAAUAUCAGCGUGAAACAAUGGAGGAGGAGGAAGAAGAGGACGAUGACGACGACGACGACGACGAUGAACAGAGAAGUGAUACAAGUUUGAAAUCGGAUGCACAGAAAAAAGAAGAACAGUCAAUUCGAGAAUUAAUUAGCGAUGAUGAUGAAGGUAAUGAAGAUCAAGAUUUCAUUGAUGAAGACUUCGGUCCUAAUCAAGAUGAAGAUACCGAUCAAAUCCAACCGGAUAAUGAAAAUAUCAGUGAAGAAACAUUAAAUCCAAAUAUUCUUGAUCAUGAUCAGCAACAACAACAACAACAACAACAGCAACAGCAGCAUAUCGAAGCCAAUGAACCAAUUCUAUUUCCUAUUGUUAUUGUACAGAUUGAUGAAGAUGAAGAUCAAGGUUUUGGUGCCCAAUUCAAUGAUGAUUGUCAAUCAAGUGACGAUGAAAAUAAUCAUGUCUCAACACUUUCACUAAAUAAUCAGAUCAAUGAAAAUGAGUUGGUAUGCUCGAAAAAGCAAUCCUUACCUCAACGCUCACAAUCAGAUACGAAUUUAUAUCGGAGACACUGGACUAGAUUUCAUUCCCUUCCAACGCUAUCGAGACACUUGGAGAAUCAUUUUGACAAAGUUGAGCAUAUUAUUAUCGAUGAUCAGCAGCCAUUAACAACGAUGUCGAAUUUCUUAAUCAAGAAAAAGCCAGACAAUGAGGAGGAUUAUUCGACUCUACGCAAGAAACAGCUUCUAAGAAAAUCUUCCGAGGAAAUUAUUGAAAUAUCCAAUCAUGAGUCCCCAUUACAGACAAUGGUUGUCGAAGCUGUUCGUGAUGUUGAACGUCAUGUUAUGUUGUGGGAUGAUGAACAUGCUCGACAAAUCGAUGAUCAAUCAUCUGUACAGCAAAUAGUGCAAUAUUUUCAAUUGAAUAUUGAUAUAAAUCAAAAUCAACAGUCACGAAUAGUAUCGGUUCGAAGAGAAUUAUUGCUUGAUUAUCUUCAAUACCGAAGUGAAGCUAACAUAUCUGCAAGUGAUUUGUGUGAAAAUCUUUUACAAUAUCCGGAAUUUGCUUCUCAUAUCCACUGUCGAUUCUUUCCUUUUUGGCCACCGCGUGAUGUUGACCUGUUACAAUGGCUUUCUCAUUGGCUUAAACAAGGUGCUCUGCCUGUCGCUAUAAUGAACAUGGAUCAUUUCCACUCUCAGAAACAAAUUCUAAAUCUUAAUUCAAUCUCAUCGUGGCAACAUCGUAUGGUCUAUGGCGUUGACCCUCGUGGUAUUUAUCUGAUGAACCCUAUGCAAAUUCAAUCACCUCAGCAGGUUUACGAACAGCUCACUGCUGAUUCUAUAACUUAUAUAUCAUGUUACGAAAUCGUUCAACGGUAUAAUCAAUCACCGACAUCGUUGACUCCUUUAGCCAAAUCGAAUAAUCCAUCGAAGCUGUUUGCGGAUACGAGGUGGCGUACAAUGAAUGUGCUUGGACAAGUUGUUAAUGUUCUACGUGAAGACCGUCAAUUGCAUGAAAAUGAAACACGUAAUAUUCCAUAUCGUCCAACGGUUACGCAUGUUCGAAUACCUUCAACAUGUUCAUCCGGUAUGUUAAUAUUCUCAAAAGAUUAUAAUCAAUUAUUAAAUGCGAUGGAUUUACCAUUGAGACAAUGA